GACGGUCAUGCACAAGGCCAUGAAUCCAUUCUACUUAAAGAGUGAACACCAGGGUGAAGGUAGAAAGAGAUCUGAUCUAUGGCGAAUGUUUGCAACAUGUCUGAGAUCGACGGAAGAAGUGGUUAUUGCAAAUCGAACUCUACUUUCUACAGCAAACGGAGGCCAGCACCAUUACCGGCCAACCAAACUCUUGAUGUGACUACGUUCAUCUCGGCGCGUGCGCACCAUGGCGUCACUGCCUACAUCGACGCAUCCACCGGCCGCCGCCUUACUUUUUCCGAUGUAUGGAGGAUGGUGGAGUCUGUGUCUUCGUCGCUUUCCGACUUCGGUAUCCGUAAAGGCGACGUCGUUUUGCUACUUUCCCCUAACUCCAUCUUCUUCCCCAUCGUCUGUCACUCCGUCAUGUCACUCGGCGCCAUUAUCACUACUACAAAUCCUCUCAACACUAAUCGCGAAAUCAACAAACAAAUCGCAGAUUCCAAACCAGUGCUUGCCUUCACGAUCCCUGAGCUCCUGCCGAAACUCGCUGAAUCAAAUCUCCCGAUCGUACUGAUUGGAUCUGGUAGCGGGAAGGGGAAAAUUGUGAGCACGCUAGAGGAAAUGAUGAGGAAGGAGCCGAAUCGGAACCGAGUUAAGGAGCGAGUGACUCAGGACGAUACGGCGACGCUUUUGUAUUCCUCCGGCACCACCGGAUCAAGCAAAGGCGUGAUCUCGUCUCAUCGGAAUCUAAUAGCCAUGGUUCAAACUGUUCUCGGACGGUUCCAGCUGGAAGAUCAACAAACGUUUCUCUGCACCGUCCCCAUGUUUCACAUAUACGGAUUAGUAGCUUUUGCAACGGGACUGAUGGCGUCCGGGGCGACCGUUGUGGUUCUGCCGAAGUUCGAGAUCCAGGAUAUGUUAUCCGCGAUAGAAAUGUACAAAGUAACGUACCUGCCGCUGGUGCCACCCAUACUCGUAGCCCUCGUCAAUAACGCAGAUCAAAUAAGGAAGAAAUACGAUCUCCGAAGCUUGAAGUGGGCGUUAUCUGGAGGAGCGCCGUUGAGUAAAGAGUUGACAGAAGGAUUCAUGGAGAAGUUUCCGGGAGUGACGAUUAUGCAAGGGUAUGGGCUGACGGAGACGACCGGAAUAGGGGCUUCAACCGAUACGAUGGAGGAGAGCCGGAGGUAUGGAACUGCUGGGAUGUUAUCGUCGAAUAUGGAGGCUAGAAUUAUUGACCCGGAUAGCGGAAAGGCGUUGGCGGUGAAUCAGACCGGGGAGCUUUGGCUCAAGGGUCCCACGGUGAUGAAAGGUUACUUUAGCAACGCGGAAGCAACAGCCUCAACUCUAGACUCAAGUGGAUGGUUAAGCACCGGAGACCUUUGCUACAUUGAUGAGGAUGGGUUCAUCUUCGUGGUCGAUAGAUUAAAAGAGCUCAUCAAAUAUAAGGGUUAUCAGGUUCCUCCAGCAGAACUUGAAGCUUUGUUACUAAUGCACCCGGAAGUCGACGAUUGUGCCGUGAUCCCGUUUCCCGAUAAGGAGGUAGGACAAUUUCCUAUGGCGUAUGUGGUGAGGAAAAAUGGAAGUAAUUUGUGUGAAAAGGGAGUUAUGGAGUUUGUUGCUAAACAGGUUGCUCCAUACAAGCGAAUCAGAGCAGUAGCGUUCAUCGAGUCUGUCCCCAAGAACCCAUCGGGGAAAAUUUUGAGGAAAAAUCUCAUACACCUUGCAACCUCCACAAGUUCCAGAUUGUAGAAGGAAAUUUGCGCUUUUGGGAAGGAUGAUCAUCUUAAUCAUAAUUCAUAAGAAGGUGUGGUUGGUUGGGGUGAGGGGUGAGGAAUGGAAAUUAUAAGGAAUAAUGGUGUUUGGUUAGAUAUAAUUUUUUUUGGAUUAUUUAUAUUUAUAUAAAAGUAGAUAAUCAUUAUUCAUGUCUUAUUAGAUUGGGUGGAAUGGAAUGAUUUUCCAUUCUCCCAACGU
Cynara cardunculus var. scolymus (artichoke) is the source of this 1950-nucleotide messenger RNA. RefSeq names its product 4-coumarate--CoA ligase-like 5. The transcript is spliced from 5 exons. The coding region runs from base 79 to 1728 and encodes 549 amino acids. Gene Ontology annotation, molecular function: CoA-ligase activity. The record is from RefSeq and is a predicted model, not a curated record. Gene Ontology annotation, cellular component: peroxisome. NCBI's taxonomy places the organism in Eukaryota, Viridiplantae, Streptophyta, Magnoliopsida, Asterales, Asteraceae.